This is a messenger RNA of Manis javanica (Malayan pangolin), 3204 nucleotides long. It is a transcript of the gene KCNK13, whose product is annotated as potassium two pore domain channel subfamily K member 13. The record is from RefSeq and is a predicted model, not a curated record. Lineage: Eukaryota; Metazoa; Chordata; Mammalia; Pholidota; Manidae. Gene Ontology annotation, molecular function: outward rectifier potassium channel activity; potassium ion leak channel activity. Gene Ontology annotation, biological process: stabilization of membrane potential; potassium ion transmembrane transport. Gene Ontology annotation, cellular component: plasma membrane.
AUGCCCACACACCCAUUCCUUUAUAUAUCCAUUUACACUCCCAGUGCCAGGCGCUGGUGAUUCCAGGGGAGCAGAGUGGCUGGUUACAAGAAGGGGGCGAGAUGUGUCUGAAGGGGACGGAGCGCCCUCUUCUGACCCAGGAGAGGCCCACACAGGCCCGCUAAGCACCCGACCCACCUCUUUAGCACCCACUCCCGGAUCAUUGCGGUCCUGGUGGGUGCGACGAUAGGAGACUAGCUCUGGGGGCAGCCGCGGCCGCCGAGAGGCGGGGAACGGGGUGGAGUCGCGGCCUUGGGCAGCCGCGUGGCUCCACCUGUUGCGGCGUCGGAGCGCGCUGGCCGGAGCCUUGCCUAGACCUCUGUUUCCCGCACCGCUCUGCAGGGCAGGGCCGCGGGAGGAGAGGACCUGGGGACAGUCGUGACAAAACGGCGUGGAGGAGAAGCUCCCCGGGAGGUGAGACUCGAGCGUGGAGGCGGCGGCGGCGGCGGCAGCGCCCUCUGAAAGCGCGCCCGCGCGGGUACCGCGCAGCGUGGGGACGCGGCGGGAGUUCGCAACCCGUGGACGCCGCUCCGCGCAACCCGCUCGCCCUCCCGGGACCUGCUCCAGCCUCUAAGCCCCCGGCAGUCGGGUCCGAGACGCCUGAGGCUCCGCGCGGCGCCGCGACUGGGGAACCUCAGCUCAGGUUCGUCUGGGGAGGCACCUCCAAAGUCGGCCAACCGAGAGCCCGCGUCCUAGCCGUCGGCGGCUGUAGGAUCAAUGGUCAAAGAGACGGGAGGCCUUGGGGCUCCGCUUACCCGCCAGCCUCCGAGGUCUCCCGACCUCCACUUCGGGGGAAAUUCAAGUCGGCGCGAGUGUGCAGCGAAGAUGCGCCACGCCCCCUCCCCGCUCUGAGCGGGCGGGACGCCGGGGUGGGAACAGCGCCCGCGGCCUCGCGCCCCGCAGGAGCGGACUCUGCACUGGGCCGCCCGGUCCUUGAGCGUUUAGAACUCCGAGGCGGGCGGGUCGGUGACGACAGGAGGAUUUGAAACCAAGAAACGAGGACUCGGGGAGCUGGCGUCGCAGGAGCGGUCGAGGCGGCGGCCCCUGGGGAAGCGCCCAGCGGCGAUGGACGAGCCGGCCGUCAGGCGUCCGGGGGCGGGCUGAGCGCACCGCAGAGCCCUGAUCUCCCGGGUAGCCUGCGUCAGUCAGCCCGCGGCCACCGCUGUCCAGCGCGGGGCUGUCCCCGGGGGCCCAGCCAUGGCCGGCCGGGGUUGCGGCUGCGGCCCGGGCCCCCUGAACGAGGACAACGCGCGCUUCCUGCUGCUGGCCGCGCUCAUCGUGCUGUACCUGCUGGGCGGCGCUGCCGUCUUCUCGGCGCUGGAGCUGGCGCACGAGCGUCAGGCCAAGCAGCGCUGGGAGGAGCGGUUGGCCAACUUCAGCCGCCGCCACAACCUGAGCCGCGACGAGCUGCGUGGCUUUCUCCGCCACUACGAGGAGGCCACCGAGGCCGGCAUCCGCGUGGCCAACGCCCGCCCGCGCUGGGACUUCACUGGCGCCUUCUACUUCGUGGGCACCGUGGUGUCCACCAUAGGGUUUGGGAUGACAACUCCAGCAACAGUAGGAGGAAAAAUCUUUCUGAUCUUUUAUGGCCUCAUUGGGUGUGCAAGCACCAUCUUGUUCUUCAACCUCUUUCUGGAGCGCCUGAUCACUGUCAUCGCCCAUGUCAUGAGACUGUGCCACCAGCGGCAGCUCCGGAGACAAGGGGCCCUGGCCCCGGAGAGCCCGAAGAACCCGGGGAAGCACGAGGUGGGCGGCCCGGCUGGCUGGAAGCCCUCCGUGUACUACGUCAUGCUGAUCCUGUGCACGGCCUCCCUGCUCAUCUCCUGCUGCGCCUCCGCCAUGUACGCCUCCAUCGAGGGCUGGAGCUACUUCGACGCGCUCUACUUCUGCUUCGUGGCUUUCAGCACCAUUGGUUUCGGGGACCUGGUCAGCAGCCAGAACGCCCAGUACAACAGCCAAGGCCUCUACCGCUUCGCCAACUUCGCCUUCAUUCUCAUGGGCGUCUGCUGCAUCUACUCCUUGUUCAACGUCAUCUCCGUCCUCAUCAAACAGUCUGUGAACUGGAUGCUGAGGAAGAUGGGCGGUGGGUGCCGUCCGCAAUGCCAGAGGAGACUGUUGCGGUCGCGGAGGAACGUGGUGAUGCCGGGCCACGUCCAGAACCAGUGCAGCAUCUCCAUAGAAGCAGAUAGGGUGACGGAGAGCGACGCGGACGGGCGGCGUCUCUCGGGGGAGAUGAUCUCUGUGAAGGACUUCUUGGCGGCCAGCAAGGUGUCACUAGCCAUCCAACAGGAGCAGCUGUCUGAAACAGCCAACGGCUGCCCCCACCAGGCCAGCACGCUGUGCAGGGACAGUGAAUUCUCAGGGGGCGUGGGGGCCUUGGCCAUAAUGAAUAACAGGUUGGCAGAGACCAGUGAGGACAGGUAGGAGCAGGGAGUGGCCAGGGGGCCCGGAGGCCGAGGGGACUGACAUCUGGCUCCCCCCUGUGUGGGGCUGGCUUCACUCGGGAGCUCCUCUCUGCCUCUUCAAGCCCAGUUCCAACGAACGGCCGUCUUCCCAGGCUGUGGGAACCUGAAGCCUCACAGCCUUCCUCCUUAAAGUCUUAAAAAUGACUCACAAAAGUAGCCUAAGACAUUGCAUUGUUUCUGUACUCAUCUUGUCCCAGGGUUGUAACUGCCUGAAGGAAGAAAGGUUUAGGUAAGGCUUGAUUUCCUGCUGAUCUGUUCUUCAUUUGGAAAUCAGAAUCCUGGAGACCCUAAUUUCCCCCUGCAACUCUAAAUGGCUGAAUGCACCGCCUCUCCCUGUCCUUUCAAAAACGGGGGGCGAGGGAUUUUGAAUAAGUGUCUGGGCUCGGGGCUUUCUUCAAAGCAGAUUUGUCCAUAAUGCCAUGCAUAGGAAAACCCCUCUUCUUAUACCCGCUUCUCUGCUCUUUGUGUUUCCUUGCCUUUAUUUUUAAGAUCUUAAUGCCAGAAUGAGGUGUCUGUGGAACCUAAAUUCAGUUUCAGGCCUUUAAACUACAGCACAGUGUGGCGAAAUACACUUUUGUAACUAAAGGAGACAACUUAACAUUUUCCCGCUGAACAAUCACAGAGACUAUUUCAUUUUUACCAGGGCUUGGAGCCCACUGCAAAGAUAAUGGCUAUUUAUUAGAACUGAAAGUUGAAUAAA